Procambarus clarkii (red swamp crayfish) is the source of this 891-nucleotide messenger RNA. The record is from RefSeq and is a predicted model, not a curated record. Lineage: Eukaryota; Metazoa; Arthropoda; Malacostraca; Decapoda; Cambaridae.
AUGGCCCUGACAAGACAUCGCCAGCACCCACCGAUAGCCCUGACAAGCCCUGACAAGGCAUCGCCAGCACCCACUGAUAGCCCUGACAAGGCAUCGCCAGCACCCACUGAUAGCCCUGACAAGGCAUCGCCAGCAGACACUGAUGGCCCUGACAAGGCAUCGCCAGCAGACACUGAUGGCCCUGACAAGGCAUCGCCAGCAGACACUGAUGGCCCUGACAAGGCAUCGCCAGCAGACACUGAUGGCCCUGACAAGGCAUCGCCAGCAGACACUGAUGGCCCUGACAAGGCAUCGCCAGCAGACACUGAUGGCCCUGACAAGGCAUCGCCAGCAGACACUGAUGGCCCUGACAAGGCAUCGCCAGCAGACACUGAUGGCCCUGACGAGGCAGCGCCAGCAGACACUGAUGGCCCUGACGAGGCAGCGCCAGCAGACACUGAUGGCCCUGACGAGGCAGCGCCAGCAGACACUGAUGGCCCUGACAAGGCAUCGCCAGCAGACACUGAUGGCCCUGACGAGGCAGCGCCAGCGGACACUGAUGGCCCUGACGAGGCAGCGCCAGCAGACACUGAUGGCCCUGACAAGGCAUCGCCAGCGGACACUGAUGGCCCUGACAAGGCAUCGCCAGCGGACACUGAUGGCCCUGACAAGGCAUCGCCAGCGGAUACUGAUGGCCCUGACAAGGCAUCGCCAGCAGACACUGAUGGCCCUGACGAGGCAUCGCCAACAGACACAGAUGGCCCUGACAAGGCAUCGCCAGCGGACACUGAUGGCCCUGACAAGGCAUCGCCAGCGGACACUGAUGGCCCUGACAAGGCAUCGCCAGCGGACACUGAUGGCCCAGACAAGGCAUCGCCAGCAGACACUGAUGGCCCUGACGAGGCAUCGUAG